AUGAGUUGGAACAUCUUCCGCUAUAUUGCCGACACGUCUCAUCUGGCCUCAAUAUGCAUUCUUAUAUGGGCCAUACACAGAAAUAAAAGUGCUGAGGGCAUUUCGCUCUUAACACAGAUGCUUUAUGGGCUUGUGUUCGUGGCUCGCUAUUUGGAUUUAUUCUCGAGCUACUCAUGGAGCUUUGGCAUUGAGGGCUCAGUUUACAACCUGAGCUUCAAGCUAUUUUACCUGGCAUCCUCCCUCUAUCUCGUAUUCAUCAUGAUGAAGGUGUUUCCUCGAACUCAAGAAAAAGAACGUGCAUGGAAGCUUGGAAUCUACUCGAUCGUUGGAUCAUUGGUGCUGGCGCCUGUUAUGAUUCUUAUUUUCGAGCGGAAGAAACACCCCGGGAACUGGUUCCUGGAGAUAUUCUGGGUAUUCUCUAUUGCUCUCGAAUCAGUCUGCGUGCUGCCACAGCUGCUACUUCUACGUCAAACCACCGUUCCUACCGUGAUCAAUUCAUACUAUCUUGCCGCCUUGGGGUCUUACCGAGCAUUCUACAUUCUAAACUGGCUUGUUCGUGGCUUCGGUAGCGAGCACCAUUGGGACCCUAUAGCAUUCAUUUUCGCCGUCGUUCAAACCGCGUUCUAUAUUGAUUUUGCUUGGGUGUACUACUCACGACAGAGAGUGAAACUGCGCAAUGGUGGGAUUGUCGAUUCGGACGACCUCCGCAAAAGCUGGUUGAUGAAACGUGUGUUCAAUAUGCGAGGUGUGCGCGGCUCUAACGAUGAAGAGCAGGGUCUCAAUGAAGACGGAGAAGGCGAUGACAACCGACCGAACAGCAAUCGUUGGGGUGCCCGUGGAGUCUCCAUCGCUGCAGAUGACACGUUGGAUCAUCAUCAUGGACACGAGGAAGAUGAGGACAACUUUGAGGGUGUUCUUGGAGAUGAAGAUUCCGAUGCGGAAGAUAUAUCUAAUCAGCGUCAUCAUUAA
Messenger RNA from Penicillium angulare, 969 nucleotides. Its product is annotated as ER lumen protein-retaining receptor. Gene Ontology annotation, molecular function: ER lumen protein retrieval receptor activity. Gene Ontology annotation, biological process: endoplasmic reticulum to Golgi vesicle-mediated transport; protein retention in ER lumen. NCBI's taxonomy places the organism in Eukaryota, Fungi, Ascomycota, Eurotiomycetes, Eurotiales, Aspergillaceae. The record is from RefSeq and is a predicted model, not a curated record. Gene Ontology annotation, cellular component: membrane; endoplasmic reticulum; cis-Golgi network. The transcript is spliced from 3 exons. The coding region runs from base 1 to 969 and encodes 322 amino acids.